Molecule: messenger RNA, 7311 nt
Organism: Seriola aureovittata
Lineage: Eukaryota; Metazoa; Chordata; Actinopteri; Carangiformes; Carangidae
Gene: mtss1
Product: MTSS I-BAR domain containing 1
Exons: 15
Coding region: 799-3240 (813 amino acids)
Biological process (GO): cell projection assembly; plasma membrane organization
Cellular component (GO): actin cytoskeleton; cytoplasmic side of plasma membrane
Molecular function (GO): phospholipid binding; actin binding
Source: RefSeq, a predicted model, not a curated record
CUCAUUCACUUCAGGUCAGGACUCCCAUUGGAGUAACCGGAGGGAAGGGAAACGGCCGGUUCUUUCGUCAAAACUCGCUGGAAAACAACGUGAAAUCGCUCGGAUUCACUUCUGAAAAACAACGAGCGGGAGAUUUUACAUCCGAGCCGGACGCCAGACAAGAGCAGUACCGAUUUAUUUCGGCGGACUUAAUUGAUCGCGGGCUGUGUAUGUGUGUGUUUUCGUUUGGAGAGCCAUAGACACACACACACACACACAUAUAUACACACACACACACACUCACAGUCACAGGUUGCUAACGGAGUUAACGCUAACCUAGCUAGCCAAGUUAGCUCCCCGCGGCUAGCUGUGUUUUCCCUUCACCCGGGACUAAAAGCAGCCGGGGCUGAAGUUAAGAAACAAAACCUGUCAGACAUUUUUCCAGACAGUCUGCUCCGUGAUUCAGUCAUGAUGUGGUGGUUUUUCGGACGUUUAUCAAGUUGGCCGGCCGGUAGCAUCGGCUGACUGAAGCCUAACGUUAGUGAGUCUCCGGCUUCUCCGACCUGGAUUUUACUCCGGUGUUUUUUUUUUUUUCCUCGUUUUUCCGCUGCUGGUCUCUCUCUCUUUUUUUAAAGGUGGACUUUGCCCCCGGGGUGUUGUAAUUCCCCCCCUCCAUAUUAAAUAAAAGAGCCUCUAUUGAUUCUUCUGUUGGAGUAUUUCAAAACUUGGCUGGAUUUUUUUUUUUUUUUUUUUUGGGGGGGAGGUAAAAAGUUUGCGUGUUGGGAAGUUGAGGAGGAUUUUUUCCGAGCCUGUGGAAAAAUGGAUGCGGGUAUAGAGAAGGAAUGCAGCGCCUUGGGAGGGCUCUUCCAGCUCAUCAUGAACGACAUGAAGGCCAGUUAUCCUACAUGGGAGGACUUUUUAACCAAAGGAGCCAAGCUACAAUCACAGCUCAGGACGACCAUCGUGGUUACCGGAGCCUUCCUGGAUGCUUUUCAGAAGGUGGCAGACAUGGCGACCGGGACCAGAGGUGCCACGAAGGAGAUCGGCUCGGCUUUAACCAGGAUGUGUAUGAGACACCGGAGCAUCGAGUCCAAACUCAAGCUGUUCACCACCGCUCUUUCAGAAAGUCUCAUCACUCCGCUGGAGUCCAAGAUGGAGGAGUGGAAAAAGGUGGCCAGUCAGCUGGACAAAGAUCAUGCCAAAGAGUAUAAAAAAGCCAGAGCAGACAUCAAGAAGAAAUCAUCAGACACCAUCAAACUGCAGAAGAAGGUGAAGAAAGGGAAGGACGAGGUGCGUGGCCAGCUGGACAGCGCGCUGCAGGACGUCAACGUGCGUUACGCUGUCCUGGAGGACACCGAGAAGCGAGCCGUGUGCAGGGCGCUGAUAGAGGAGAGAGCGCGUUACUGCAGCUUCGUCACCAUGCUGAAGCCUGUACUGGACCAUGAGAUCAACAUGCUGGGUGAGGUGACCCACCUGCAGACCAUUCUGGAGGAUCUGAUGAACCUGACAGCUGAACCCAAUAAACUCCCACCAGCCAGCGAGCAGGUGAUUUCGGACCUGAAAGGUUCUGAUUUCAGCUACACCUAUCAGACACCUCCAGCUUCUCCAAGUGGCACUCUGUCCAGGAAGAGCAGCAUCAGCAGUAACUAUCAGUCUGGAUCAGUGAGACAUGUUCCCUCAUUGGACUCCAUCAGCUGUGCUGUGGAUGGAGUACACAUCCAGCGCUGCUCCUCCCCCUAUCUGCUGAUUGGCUGUGAUGAAAGUGGGCGGUCCCUCAGCGAAGGGAACUCCCCCUCUCGCCUCGGUCGUCAGGGCAGCCGUGGUCGCUAUGGUUACGCCGCUGGCCACGGCCACCGCCCCGCGCUGAGCCGCCGCGUUAGCCGCAGGGAUAUGACCACCGAUGCAUUUGGCUCCACCAAUCAGAUGGCAGCCGGGGGCGGUGGAGGGGCGGAGAACGGCCUGUUGGUCCCUCCACACAACGCCUACACACACCAUGGAGAGAGAGCUCGGGCCAUGUCUGCGUCUGGGAAGUCUUGCUCGGCCCGGGACCAGCUGGCGUUGACUUUAGGUGCAUUGAAUUCGGACGCCCCGAGAAGCAGUAGGGACUCUCUGCACUGCUCCAGCGGCUACAGCACUCAGACCACCACCCCGUCCUGCUCUGAAGACACCAUACACACACACACUGUAAAGAGAGACCCUCCCCUCUAUGUUGACUACGAGUCCAUCUCUCUCCACGGAGACGCAGACUCCAUCUCCCUACAUCACAUGUCCCACGGAAACAGCCAGUCAGACUUUGACAAGUCUUCGACCAUCCCGAGGAACUCCGACCUCAGUUUACAGUACAGGAAGUUUGCUCAGUCCAAACGCCCCUCCUCCACCGUCAGCCUAUUGGCCGAGCCCGAGUUGAUCGGCGGGUCUGUCCGCCAGCUGCCGUCCCACACGGCAACCAUCAGACGCAAGCCGUCGUCCAAGCCGGCGUAUCGCAGGGGAACAAUCAGCGGGGGGGUUCCCAUCCCCAUCUGCACCCCCCAGGUCCCGCUUAAAGCCCUCGGAGGAAACGGUGGAAGUGAUGAGAAUGUUUUCACAGUGCCCCCUGCUGGAGGAGUAGGAGGUCUAGGUCACAGUAAACUCUGUACCUCCACGCAGAGCCUCAGCGCCUUACCCCCCUCCUCCUCCCCGUACUACCAGCUGGUCCCAGGUCAGAUGCCCAUCCCAGUGCCUGUACCUACUGUACCCUCCCUGCCACCAGAGGGCAGCAACGCCAAACAUCAACAACAGAGACAGUACCAGCAGCAACUACAGCAGCACAACCAGCAACUCCAGAUUCAGCAGCAGCAGCAGCAGCAGCAGCAAUAUUAUCAGCAGCAGCAGCAACUACAGCAACAGUUUCAACAUCAGCAGUCCCUGCCUCAGCAACCCCAGCAACUGCAACAUCGACCAGACCAGUAUCAGCAGCAGGACCAGUAUCAGCUGCUGCUGAACCAGCAGCAGAAACAGAAGCUGUUCCAGCAGCAGCAGCAGCAGCACCAGGCCCAGCUCCCGCCCCCCGUGGCCCAGGGAGAGCCCUCGUGGCCGGGCCACGGCGCUCUCUACCAGCCCCAGGCUCCUCCCCCCUCCAGCCAAGACCAGACGGCAGAGCAGCUGACCCAGGAGGGAGGAGGAGGUAACAUGCUGACCCUCAUCAGAGGAGUAAAGCUCAAAAGGACCAUCACCGACGACCGCUCCGCCCCUCUCCUGCCCCCUCCACCCAAUCACAAAUGAGGCUGAACGAUCGAUUGUUUUGCCUCACUGCUGGUUAACUGUUUAGUUUAAUGGGAUCAGCACCAGAGUGUGUCGGCACAGCACAGACGGCACAGAGCAAAACCAAACACGAGGACGUCACGAACACACUGAUCAAUCGCUGGAAGUCGAUGUGUGUCCUGUUUUAUUUUCUAAAAGUUCUGCUUCCUUUUUGGCUGUUUAGAUUUCUGUUUUAAAAACUUUUGAGACUUGUUGUCAUUUCCUGUUGCUACAGCGACCGUUUUUUGCCUUUUUCUUCUUGUUUGCAUUUUGAUUGUGCAUAAAGUUUUUGUUUCUCCCAGUCUUACCAAUAGAGCUGUUGAUCGUUUUAGUUAGUGCUCACUUCCUGGGCAGAUGAUCGUUAUGUGGCUUGUUGAUUAGCCAGACAGGAAGCUGUUAGUGUCUCAGAUCCUCUUCAGUCCCGGGUGCAUUUGAUUUGCCUUUUGCCUAGAACUCCCGGAGGAGCGGGGUUUAGAAAUUAGUCCAGUAGCUCCACUGCGUCACGUGGUUGAACCAUGGUGUGUGGAGGUUUUAAUUUGCCGGCUUUGGGCCAGUGUUGGUCCAGAGUGUCUGAACAGUGAGGGACAGGUCAGUCGCCACAGAUCGUUGCGUUCGGUCCCGGGCGCCACACAUCGAACCCAACGCUCCUGACUCAACUGUGUCUGUAGACUGUAAAUAUGUUAGAACAAAAGAAGCUCUGGGAACACGUGUGGAGGUUGGAUGUUUCACCUAACAGCACGUUGUCAGACGUCACUCUCUUUUUUUGACCCGUACAAAAGUUUGAAUAUAUGAUGAGUCAACAUUUUGAUUUCCUCACCUUUGAGGGCGACGGUUUCCGCUCCUGGGACGCCAAAUGGUGCCACUGUUUGUGGAAAAGGAUUAAAAAUGUUACUGUGGGCAAAUGUCUGGUUUACUGUGUAAAUACUUAUCUGGUUAACAUGAGGAAAAAUAAUAAGAAGGAGGAGGAGGCUCUGAUUUAUUUGCAACUUUUAGAGGCAACGCUGAUGUUUUAGGAGAAGCGUAUUGAGAAUAAAGUGCACUAUGAAAAGCCUGUGAUGAUUGAAGCUGGUUAUCAGCAGUUACAGGGACACGCCGACAUGUUGAAGGACUUGACUGAACCUUCUACCACAGGAAAUAAACUUCUUAGAUGUCAGUUAAUGUAACAACUAAAGUCUGAACCACACAAGAGUUUUGAGGCUGAACAGGCAAUAUUCCCUUUUUAACAAACAAUUAUUGAUGAUACAAUUUAUGAUGUUAAAUUUCGUAAUUAAGAAUUGUGACCAGGAUAUGUACUGAGGAGACACACACUGUAAUGGAGACACUGUUUCUGAAUCAUCAGCAACCCAAAAAAAACCUCCUAGUAUAAUCAUUCAGAACUGAAACAAUUAGUUGAUCUAUAGAAAACUAUUUUGACAAUCGUUUGAGUCAUUUUCUAAAUAUUCUCUGGUUUCAGGGUUUCAUGGUUUUCUGUGUCACAUGAUGGUAUUUUUGGGGUUUUGGACGGUUGAUCAAAGACAUCUGAAGAUGUCACUCGGGCUGUAGGGAGAGUUAACAGGCACUUUUCACUAUUUUCUCAUAUUUUAUAGACAAAAACGUGAAUGAAAAUAAUUGUGAGUUGCAGCCCUGUAAUUAUUACAUCACAUUAGUUUUGCUCACAUCAGUGUCACUCUGGGAAUAUUUAGGACCUUAAAGUUGCAUUAAAUGAUGUCUGACUUCUAUCAACUGCUGAAAGUCACUAGUAGGAAAAAUAACUUUACACUAAAACCACAAUCAAUGAAUCAGCUGAUAUUUGUUUAUUGCAGAUAUAUUGGUAUCUGUGUGUAAAUGAUAAGAAAAGCCUAAUGUUUCAAUUUCAAAACAAUGUCUCCAGUACAUGGCUUGUCCAUCAGAGAGCAAUGACAAAAUGUAAUUAUCUUUACACUGUAAAAUGUCACAAUUCUUCAAUAACUAAAUUUAAGGUCUCCUUGUCAAAAUGUUUGUGUUUAUGAUAAAAAUUGAUUAAACUGGUUCUUGUUACAGAAACACCCAGAAAAAUCUAGUAUUAGUCUUCACAUAUCAAGUAUGUUAUCACAGAAAAAUGAAUAAUACAUUUGCUUUUAAUGACAAUAAUGUUAAUGUUAAAUUUAUGAGUGUGAUGAUUUAAGGACAUCAGGCAGAUGAUGUAAGUCUUCUUGCAUUAGAAGGUUGUAACUUAAUACUUACUACUAAUAAUUAAUACUUGCAGGUCUCAGCUUUACUCUUCAAAUGGCAAAAAUCUGUGAAAUUUACUGUUUAAAAACUUCACAUUAAAAGAACUUCAGUGUCUUUCUGUCCCUGUUCAUACAGGAUCUAACAUGUUUAAUAAAAAACACUGCUAGAGUUUGUUUUGUUUGACUGUCUCAGAACAUUUACUUCCUUUGAACGAGACUUUUAACGUCACAUUAAACCAUAUUCAUCUACAGAGUUUGGCUCGGCUCCGAUAGCUGGUUCUAUUUUGGAUCCUGACCCAAGUUGGUGAAAUAUUUAGAUCUGCUCAUUUAUUUAGAUGUAAUUCUCAUAAAUUGUUCUUUUUUUCAUGUGAUAUUUUUAAUGAUCAAAUAGGUCUGGUGUUGUUCCCACUCGUGACUUUCUCUGGAUGUGCGAGCGAGUUUAUCAGGAAAUGAACGUCGUCUUCUUUUUAGUGGAUUAGAUAGAAGCAGCUUCAUUGGUUGUAAUAAAUGACGUAGGCGGAUACGUCAGUCACGUAAUUCCCCCCUAAACCGAUCCACUUCAGUUCUUCAGUGCAGAGACGUGUUGCCUCUAAAAGUUGCCUGUGGAGAGUCAACUUCAUAUUGAGAGCUGUCUGAACAAGCAGGGCCGUAGCGAGCAUUACGGACUGAGGUCAUGGCCUUGGUUAAUGUUUUGGAGAAUCUGCGGAUUCAUGAAUAUCAAUAAUUAAUGUGACCGUUGUAUUUUCAAUUAAUCCUCUAAACAUCUGGUCUAUAAAAUAUCAGAAAUCAGUAAAACAUGACAACUCCCAGGAAGUCCAAGGUGUCGUUUUGUUUAAUCUUAUCUAUAGUCAGAAACUUUAAGAUACUCAGUUCACAAUCAUAGACUAGAAAACAUUUCCAUUUGAAAAGAUACAAGCAGUAAUUUUUUGGAAUUUAUACUUAAAUUGCCUUAAAUGACAAAUGGAUAAUCAACACAUUCCACAUAUUUUAAGACCGUUUUUGGUGUUUUUAGACCAAAUAUCUUGAAAUUAUUUGACUUUUUAGGCAGAAAACCAAAAGGCCAAAUAAAAAUAUUUUCCACCAGAAUUACAUACCUGAAUGUAGAGAAAUGCAACAGUUAAACGAAUAAAUCAAAUGUGAAAUUUUGUCACAUUUUUGUAAAAUACUCAAAAAAACUUAACAGUUUGGUUAGUGGCUCAUUUCUUAAGUGUGUGGGGUUUUACUGUGGAGAUUUAGGCUCAUGACCUCAGUGUUUCUCAAAUCCUGGCUACGGCCCUGCUGGGAAGCUGCCUGGCAGAGACCAGCUGCAUGCUGGGAAAUGUAGUCCAGUUUCUGGUCAACUGGUCCUGGUCUGUUCUCUGAGAAACUUUUGUGUGUAUUUUGGGAUCUCCUGCAGCUGAUUCAAGUGUUUAUAUUGUUGACGAGAUAAGUCUGAGAGCUUUUGAUAUUUGAUUGAUUGAUUGAUUGAUUGAUUGAUUGAACAAACCCAAGCCUCACAGCAGAUAUGUGUGUAUAUAUUAAUGCUUCUAUUCCUGAGAGAGACCUAAAUCUAUAUAUAAAAUGUAUGUAAACAUAUCCUGAUUGUAUUUUUGUUGAUUUAUUGAUUGGACGAUGACAAUGACGUCGGUCGUCACUCGUCAUAUUUUUGUAGAAAAGCUUUAAAGGGGGAAACCCAGUGAAUUUUCUGACAUUUGAGGACUUGAAACCUGUUUGGAUGUCUGACUGUUGCGAAGCGCGCAAAGGACUAAACGGACGACAAGAACCAACAGAAUGUAGAAAUGUUUUCUUUUUAAUCUUUCAACGUUCGCUGUGGGAUCAAUAAUAAUAAUAAUAAUAAUGAUAAUAACAAUAACUGAUUCAUCAA